Molecule: messenger RNA, 8490 nt
Organism: Myripristis murdjan (pinecone soldierfish)
Lineage: Eukaryota; Metazoa; Chordata; Actinopteri; Holocentriformes; Holocentridae
Gene: arid1aa
Product: AT-rich interaction domain 1Aa
Exons: 20
Coding region: 273-7205 (2310 amino acids)
Biological process (GO): regulation of transcription by RNA polymerase II; chromatin remodeling; positive regulation of DNA-templated transcription
Cellular component (GO): brahma complex; SWI/SNF complex; nBAF complex
Molecular function (GO): DNA binding; nucleosome binding
Source: RefSeq, a predicted model, not a curated record
UUGGGUUCGCUCCCUGCCUCUACCCGGGCUCAGUAACACAACUCCCACAACAAUUUCUGUCGCUUUUUUACGCAUUGUAUGGAGCCUCCAUCAUUUCUCUAACCUAUAUACGGAAACGGAACCGGGGGAAUGGCAGCCGGAUUCGGUCCGGUGUAAGGGGUGGGAAUGAAUCGGCACAAGGAUAAAUGGUUAUAAACAAUUAUUUAUAUUCAAUGCUAGCUUUUGAUUGUGACUGACUCGCCGAGAGAGGGAGAGAGAGGUGGGGGGGUAUCAUGGCCGCUCAGGUCGCCAGCGCCGCCACUCUCAACACUAGCCCGCCUUCCGAACUCAAAAAGCCGGAUCGAGACCCUAAGGAGGAGUCGGUACCGGGGGAGAAGCAGCCGGAUAAAAAGCAACCGGGGUUGGAGAGCGGAUCGCCGGGCCGGGGGGAUCUGCAGGACGGGGCCGAAGGUGGAAAUGCAGGGGGAGGAGGGGAACCUGAGAUGAAGAACGGGAAUGGGAACCCGCCCAGGGCUAAUAAUAAUAACCAGAAUGACUCCGUCGGACCGGAGGGAAAUAACCACCCCGGUAUGGUACAUCACCACGGGCCCGCUUUUCCUCCACCUUCGUACGGAUACAGUCAGCACUACGGUCGGGCCCCUUUUCAUCAACAUGGCGGACAACAAAGCCCUGGCAUGGCAGCUGCUGCGGGUCCAGUCGUGCAGUCGAGCAACAUGAUGGACCCGUAUCAACCCAACUCGCACGACCAUGGCUUUUCCAACCACCAGUUUAACAAUUACAACCCAUUCCCGAAUAGGACUCCCUAUCCCGGCCAAGGAUACGCCAUGAACUCCCCUCGCAGUACCCAGGCGCCGACAGCUGGGGGGCAGCCAGCUAAGCAGCAGCAACCAGCGGGAGGACCCGCCGCGAUGGCUGGAUCUUACAAUAAUCAGAGAUAUAGCAUGGGAAAUCCUCAGCCUACGUCCACCCCAACACUCAACAAGCUCCUGACUUCCCCCAGCUCCACACGGGGGUAUCCAAACUACCCGUCUAGCGACUAUAGUAGCCAAGAAGGAGCUAGUAAGGGACCAACAGACAUGGGCAGUAGCGGUCAGUAUGGAGGGAGCAAUCCGGGUUGGCAACAAAGAAGCCAUCACCCGCCGCCUAUGAGCCCGGGAAGUGCAGGGCAGCCGCUAGGUAGAAACCAGCCACCUGGUCCCAUGGACCCGAUGGGGAAGAUGAGAGGUCAACCAUAUGGAGCAGGCAGUCCGUACUCACAGCAGCCGCAACAGGGGCCUCCCACUGGUCCACAGCAGGGGCCUGGUUACCCUGGCCAGGGUUAUGGCCCUCCGGGUCCACAGAGAUACCCAGUGGGAAUGCAAGGACGGACCCCUGCAGGCAUGGGAGGCAUGCCUUAUGGGCCACAGAUGGGAUCCUAUGGACAGCAGGGACCAGGAGGUUAUGGGUCUCAGAGCCAGACACCAUACUACGGCCAGCCUGGCCAGGCUCCUCACCCAGGCCAGCAGCAGACGCCCUACACCCAGCCCCCACCAGGACAACAGGGCGGACAGACACCAUAUCCAGGGCAGCCCCACCCUCCGCCAACUUCUGCCCCCCACAGCCAGGGAGCGCCGCCCUAUCAGCAGCCCCACAUGCCCCCUCAGUCCCAGGGGCCACUGCCAGGCCCAUCACAAGGGCCCCCACAGUCUCAGCCACCUUAUUCCCAAGCUUCAGCACCGCCGUCUGGUCAGUCUCCUUACCCCCAGCAGCAGGGUCCCCCCAGCCAGCCUCCGCAGCAGCCGAGCUCCCAGGCUCCCCCUGGAUCACAGGCCCAGUCCAACUACCCAGGAUCAACGCAGGGGCCUCAACAACCCUCUUCACAGCCACAACAGACGCCCGGUCAGCCCCCGCAGCAGCCACCGGGACACAGCCAGCACCCACAGGGCCAGCCGGCAGCAUAUCCCCAGAACCCUCCGCAGCAGCCGCAGCAACAACAGCAGCAGCAGCAGCAAGCACAACAGUCACCUUAUCAGCGCUUUCCUCCUCCACAGCAACAGGAGGUAUCCCAGGACUCAUUUCAGUCCAAUGCCCCUCCAUCCACUCAGCCCAAAACUGGCUCAGAGGAUAAUCAAGGCCGCCCCUCCAGCCUUCCGGACCUCUCUGGGUCCAUUGAUGACCUGCCGACGGGCACGGAGGGCGCCCUGAGUCCUGGCGUGAGCACUUCUGGUGUGUCAAGCAGCCAGGGCGAGCAGAGCAACCCGGCUCAGUCGCCCUUCUCUCCUCACACCUCUCCCCACCUGCCAGGCAUCCGUGGGCCUUCACCUUCGCCGGCGGGGUCCCCUGCUAGCGCCAGCACACCCCGCACAGGGCCACUCUCGCCCGCCAACAUGCCAGGGACCCAGAUGCCCCCAAGGCCGUCAAGUGUGCAGUCGGAUGGCAGCCUACACCCCUCUAUGAGCCAGUCUCCUAUGGCCCAGGACAGAGGCUUUAUGCAAAGAAACCCUCAGAUGCCACCUUAUGGUUCCCCGCAGUCAGCCUCUGCACUGUCGCCACGCCAGUCCUCAGGGGGACAGAUGCAUCCUGGGAUGGGACCCUAUCAGCAAAACAACUCCAUGGGUGCCUAUGGGCCUCAGGGAGGACAGUAUGGCCCCCAAGGUUACCCCCGGCAACCCGGCUAUGGCAGCAUGCCCAAUGCCAACUACCCUGGGCCUGGCAUGGGCCCAAUGAACCCCAUGGCAGGUCAGGGUGGGGGACCGCCAUAUGCUGGCAUGCCUCCUGGUAGGAUGCCUCCCAGCCAGAUGGGGGCACGUCCCUAUGGUCCUAACAUGGGCCCUAACAUGGGUCCCAACAUGCCUCCAAACAUGGGCAACAUGCCACCCCAGGUGGGCUCAGGGAUGUGUCCUCCUCCUGGCAUGAACAGAAAAGCCCCAGACGCUGCAGCUAUGCAGCAUGCUGCAACCAACUCCAUGCACAACAGGAUGCCUGGUUACCCCAACAUGUCUCCAGGCAUGAUGGGUUCUGGCCCUCCCUAUGGCCCUCCCAUGAACAACAUGCCUGGCAUGCUGAAUACCCAAGGUGGCUCGCCUUAUCCUAUGGGGCCAAAUAUGGCCAAUAACUCCAGUGGUAUGGCCCCCAGUCCAGAGAUGAACAAUAAGAUGAAUAACAAAGUAGAUGGCAGCGGAACACCCAAACCAGAAGCCAAAUCUAAGCAGAAGUCUAAUUCGUCCACAACGACCAAUGAAAAGAUAACACGUCUCUACGAGCUGGGACCGGAGCCUGAGAGGAAGAUAUGGGUGGACCGUUAUUUGGCCUUCAUUGAAGAGAAAGCCAUGGGCAUGAACAACCUACCCGCUGUAGGACGCAAACCCCUUGAUCUCUUCAGACUGUACAUGUCAGUUAAAGAGAUCGGAGGGAUGACACAGGUGAAUAAGAACAAGAAAUGGCGUGAACUGGCCACCGCCCUGAAUGUGGGCACAUCUAGCAGUGCUGCCAGCUCUUUGAAGAAACAGUACAUCCAGUGUCUGUAUGCCUUUGAGUGCAAGAUUGAGCGUGGGGAAGACCCUCCUCCUGAGAUUUUCUCAGACAACAAAAAGAACCAGACUGCUAAGGUCCAGCCACCCUCUCCAGCGUCCCUCUGCUCCACAGCUGGGUCAGGCUCUCUGCAGGGCCCUCAGACACCUCAGUCCACCAGCAGCUCCAUGGCUGAGGGGGGAGACUUAAAACCUCCCACCCCAGCCUCCACCCCUCACAGCCAGAUGGCCCCCAUGCCACCUGGGGCCAGGAGCAGUGUUAACCUGCAGGAUCCCUUCUCUGAAGGUAGCGAUCCUGCAUUCCCCAGGAGGAACAUGACUCCCAACUCCGCCUAUCCAUCUGGCAUGAGCACCCCAGAGAUGCAGGGGCGUAUGGGUCCCUACGAACCCAACAAGGACCCCUUUGGUGCCAUGCGAAAAGUAGGGGAACAGUUUCUGCCUGCUAACCAGGGCCCGAACAGUGGUGUAGGUGAACAGCAGCCACAGCAGCAGCAACCGCAGCCGCAGCCGCAACAGCAACAGCAACAGCCGCCAUUCAACCGAGCGCCACCUGGGGCCAUGGGCACAAUGCCUAUGGGGCCCAGACAGCAAUAUCCUUAUGGACCAGGCUACGACAGGAGAUCGGAGCAAGGAAUGGGCCCAGAGGGCAACAUGGGAUCCGGUGCUCCUCAGCCAAACCCUAUGAUGCCUGCCAAUGCCGACACGGGGAUGUAUUCGCCAAACCGCUUCCCACCACAGCAGCCACGACAUGAUUCCUAUGGUAAUCAGUAUCCUGGCCAGGGAACUCCCCCUAGUGGAUCCUACCCAAAUCAGCAGCCUGGAAUGUACCCACAGCAACAACAGAAUUAUAAGCGACCUGUGGAAGGAGGUUACCCUCCAGCAAAGCGUCAUGAGGCAGAGUAUAGCGGGCCUUUCCCUGGUGGACAGCAGCCACCGCAGCAGCAACAGCAACAGCAAGGAGGCGCCUCUGCACCCUCUUCAGGACAGCAGGAGUCAUACAAUCAGUACAGCGGCAGUGGGCCAUACCCUGGCUCUGAUCGCCGUCCACCUGGCCCAGGCAAUCAGUUCCCCUUCCCUUUUGGUAGGGAGCGAAUGCAGGGUGCAACCGGACCCAGUGCUCAGCCCACCAUGCCCCCUCAGAUGAUGCAGUCGGGUGCUGAGGGUCCUCAGGGAGGCAUGUGGCAGGGACGAGGAGACAUGAACUAUCAGAACUACCCCAACCGGCAGGGUGGCCCUGGUGGUCCGGCCCAAGGACCCAGUUACCCAGGAAUGAAUCGCUCCGAGGAGAUGAUGUCAUCAGAACAGCGCAUGAACCACGAUGGCCAGUGGGGUGGCCAGAUGGGCCCACGACAGCCUCCCUUUGGUCCCGGAGGGCCAAGCCAAACCAUGCCCCGUUCUGUACAGUCCAACUACCAGUCGCCCCAGGGCGUACAGAACCACAUUCCACAGGUGUCCAGUCCGGCCUCCAUGCCCCGCCCCAUAGAGAGCAGGACGUCGCCUAGUAAAUCUCCCUACAUGCAUGUAGGAAUGAAGAUGCAGAAAGCUGGCCCACCAGUGCCUGCAUCUCACAUAGUGCCCCCUUCAGUGCAGUCACCUCUGAUAAGGCGAGACAUGCCUUUCCCCCCGGGCUCCAUAGAGGCUACCCAUCCUGUCCUGAAACCACGUCGGCGACUCACCAUGAAGGAUAUUGGAACCCCCGAGGCCUGGAGAGUCAUGAUGUCACUGAAGUCUGGUUUGUUGGCUGAGAGUACGUGGGCCUUAGAUACCAUUAACAUCCUCCUGUAUGAUGACAGCAGUAUUUCUACCUUCAGUCUCAACACAUUGCCUGGGCUGCUAGAGUUGGUGGUUGAGUAUUUCAGACGCUGCCUCAUUGAGAUCUUUGGUAUUCUGCGGGAGUAUGAAGUGGGAGACCCUGGCCAGAGGACACUACUUGAUCCUGAUGCCUUGAACCGAGACUGGGACAGCACGGAAGAAGAGGACCCACGGGUUCAGGAGAUGGAACCAGAGGAAGAAGACGAUGAGGAAGAGGAGGAAGGUACAACAGAGGGGCCAGUUCCUGUCAAGGAAGAAGAGGAGCCAGAGCAGUGUUCGCAGUCACGGGGUCGAGAGGAAACAGCAGAAGAUGAGGAGAGGAAGGGAAAGGAGUCGUCAUCUGAGCUGCCGAGCUCCUCACAGUCCUUAUCUGCACAUGAGAGACCCAAACAGGCCAGCAAGUUUGACAAGCUUCCCCUCAAGGUGGUACGAAAGAAAGACCCAUUUGUGGCUAGCCGCUCCAGCAAUCAUGGGAAAGUGCAGGAGUUUGACAGCGGGCUACUCCACUGGAGUGCUGGAGGGGGAGACUCAACAGAACACAUCCAGACCCACUUUGAACCACGUGAAGACUUCCUGGAGCCACGAGAGCGAGUACCAGUGCCCCCAGUCAUCCUCAAGAGAAAAAUCCUAGAAGAGGAAACUGUUUUGCCAAGAGAGGAGGAGAAACGGAAGCAUCAGGGUGAAGAAGACUGUUCAAAACAGAUAUCUCCCUCAGAGAAGGCACCAUUGUCAGAUAAGGCCAGCUCCUCAGUUAGUGGUGAGGAGAAAAUAACUGAUUUUGAGACUAAGACACUUGAGAAAGAGGAAGCUAAAAGUCACCAGGAGAAUAACAGACCCAUUGCUUCCUCCAGCAACAUUGUAAUCCAGCCAGCUCAGCGUGUUGGUACCAUUUUGGAGGAUGAGCCUCACAGUAAAGAUGAGGGGCCACUCAUCACACUGGCAAACUGGCAGGAUUCUUUAGCCCGCCGCUGCAUCUGUGUGUCCAACAUUGUCCGCAGCCUCUCAUUUGUUCCAGGCAAUGACCACGAGAUGUCCAAACAUCCAGGGCUGCUGCUGCUACUGGGACGCCUGAUUCUGCUCCAUCACAGGCACCCCGAACGCAAACAGGCCCCCCUCACGUACGAGAAAGAUGAGGAGUCUGAUGAGGGAGUGGGCCAGAGGGAUGAGUGGUGGUGGGACUGCUUGGAGCUCCUGAGGGAGAACACACUGGUCACUUUGGCGAACAUCUCAGGCCAGCUGGACCUCUCGAUCUACCCUGAGAGCAUCUGCCUGCCUCUGCUGGACGGCCUUCUCCACUGGGCUGUUUGCCCCUCGGCUGAGGCCCAGGACCCCUUCCCCACCCUGGGACCCCACAGCGCUUUGUCACCUCAGAGACUGGUCCUGGAGACGCUAAGCAAACUAAGCAUCCAAGACAACAACGUGGACCUCAUCUUGGCCACUCCACCGUUCAGCCGGUUGGAGAAGCUGUACGGGACCCUGGUGCGGCUGAUCGGCGACAGGAAGGUGGCAGUCUGCAGGGAGAUGGCAGUGGUCCUACUGGCCAAUCUGGCCCAGGGUGAUAGCCUGGCAGCCCGCGCUAUCGCUGUACAGAAGGGCAGUGUGGGCAACUUGCUGGGCUUCCUGGAGGACAGCUUGGCAGCUACACAGCUCCAGCAGAGCCAGAGCUCUCUGCUACACCUACAGGGGAUGCACUUCGAGCCCACAAGCCCGGACAUGAUGCGGCGAGCAGCCCGGGCUCUGCACGCCUUAGCCAAGGUGGAGGAGAACCACUCAGAGUUCACACUAUACGAGUCUCGACUCCUCGACCUCUCUGUGUCUCCCCUUAUGAACUCGCUGGUGUCUCAUGUCAUCUGUGAUGUACUCUUUCGGAUUGGCCAGUCAUGACAGCUGUAGGGAGCCGUGGCUCCACCUUUUUGGGGUUUUAUCCCUGUCCCCUCUUCCCUGGUAACCUGGCUUGUGUGUGUAAAGGGGCAAGGAAAGCUCAUGUGACAGUUUUAAUUUAUGCAAACCCUUCAGAUUCCAUUCUCUGAGCCCUCCCCAGGCCGUCCUUGCUCAAGGAGGGUUAUCACAGAGCUGCGGUGGAUUACAAACCAGAGAGUUGCCCACAAAGUGACACUACUUGCAACGUGAAUGCCAACUAGACAACACAGAGCAGAGCACCAAGGUUGGGAGACCGUUCUGCACUUGGGGGAAAGUACUUUUUAAUAAAGAUAAAUAAAUGAAUAAAUAAAUAGCUGAAAAACAAAAACUGUAACCAAAGUUGCUGUCUCGUUUACAGUGAGUUUGGGAGACAGAGUGUGCCCUAGCUCUCCCCUCGAGGGCACGAUAAGUCUGUAACUGGUUGACGUACUGAGGUGAAGCAGACUGACAAGUGGCCUACUGGUUAUAGUUGCUGUAAUUGGAUUCUCGCCAGUCAGCCCAACAGUAGACAAAAUGCUGUCAAUAGACACCUUCACCGGGGAGGCCUGUGCAGUGUGCAGUAGAUUGUAGGACAUUUUCUGUACCGUACUGCUCUUGAGUGUAAGCAUUCUGUAACACACGUUUCACACACAGAGAAGCUGACAAUGUGGCUCUUCUAGAGUUUUGAGGUCAUUUUAGUUUGAUGUUAAAGAGAAAAUGGCUUUCUUCCCCAAAGUAUCGAGAACCUACAACACCCUUACCUCCUCUCUUUAUCCCUUGAUUGUAUGAAUACCCUUAUGAAAAGAAAUCACCUCUUAGGACUGGUUUUCAACUUCAAAUACAGCUUUGCUGUGGUGUAUAUAUAAUGUUGUACAUUACACUUCCUUUCUCUGUGUCUGUCUCUGUCUGUGUCACUAUUCUCACACUUGUUAUUUGUGAGGGAUGGAGGCUGACAUGAGUUUGGUCCCUGACCUCCAGUCCCCACUGAUUAGACCCUCUCCUCUGGUCUCUCCACAGCUCUGUAGUACGGCAGACACGGCUCAAACCUGUUAUCUCCUGGUACAACAAAAUAAACUCUAGAUGAAGUACACAUUUGACAAUUUUUCUCCAGUAAUAUGGAUUCUGCAUAUUUGUAUUUCAGACUAUGUAGCUAAGUCAACAUGUAAAUUCCUCCCUUUCCCUUUUUUGGCUCAAUGAAUAUCAUUUAUUCAGUAUGAAAUCUUUAUACUAUAUGUUCCACGUGGUAAGAAUAAAUGUACAUUAAAUCUUC